This is a messenger RNA of Spinacia oleracea (spinach), 816 nucleotides long. Its product is annotated as NAC domain-containing protein 82-like. The record is from RefSeq and is a predicted model, not a curated record. Gene Ontology annotation, biological process: regulation of DNA-templated transcription. Bases 1 to 816 code for a protein of 271 amino acids. NCBI's taxonomy places the organism in Eukaryota, Viridiplantae, Streptophyta, Magnoliopsida, Caryophyllales, Amaranthaceae. The transcript has a single exon. Gene Ontology annotation, molecular function: DNA binding.
AUGAAACUCAUUUCAGAGGUUCAAGUGUUCAAGUAUAAACCAUGGGAACUUCCUCCACUUUCUGCUCAAACUGCAGAGAAUUUACAGUGGUUUUUCUUUUGCCCUAGAUCAACUAAACCACGUAGGUCAAUCAAGGGGGGUCAAUGGAAAGCAACUGGUAACGACAGAGAUGUCAAGCAUUCAUCACUUACUGUGGGAAAAAUUAAAACUUUGAUUUACUAUAACAGGUGUAGUAAGAACAAGAGGUUAGAGAGGACUAAUUGGGUGAUGAGAAAGUACAGAUUGGAUAAUAAAACCAUAGCUGAAUUGGGUAUAUGCAAUGCAAACUACGUAAUAUGCAAAGUGUUUGAAAAAAGUGGCUUAGGACGUCCGACAACGAGUGAUGAGUACGGGGCACGGUUCAUCGAAGACAACUGGAAUACCAAAUUAGAUGUUCAAAUUGAAUCAACAGCCACUAAAUCAAACAAUGCCACAGAGACGAUUGCUACCAAUGUCAAUCAAUGCAACACUCCACCGAUUAACUUUGAUUGUGGAGUUCAAAACCACAACAAUAGCAUGACUAACAACGAGACUGCAAUUUACUACAAUGCAUGUACUAGCAAAGAAUCUAUUGCGACGGAUGAUGUCAACAACUACAUUGCAAGCAGCAGCAACCAUUUUAUUCCUAUGGAUGAUGUCAACAACUACAUUGCAGGCAUCAGCAACCAUUUUAUUGCUAUGGAUGAUGUCAACAACUACAUUGCAGGCAGCAGCAACCAUUUCAUUCCAGAAGACAAUGACUAUCUGCAAUUCAUGGCCGACUCGUUUUGGUUAUAG